CUAACACACAUGCAUCCUAACAACAUGACAUAUCUCUAAACCAGACAACAUGGGAUCGUGUGUUAGCUCAGAGGCUGAAGAAAUUUCCUUCCACCCCGUUGUGAAAGGCCAUCACAUAUCAUUAGAUGGUUGCAUGCAUCGUGCAGAAAGAUGGAAGAGCUUCCACCAUGGUUUACUCUUCUCAAACCGACCCUUGCGUUGCCAGGAGAAACUCUGGGUUAGAGUCCUACAAGAUGCACCACAGUGGAACGGAGCGUUAAGACUGGGAUUCACCUCUGUGGAUCCCGACACAAUAGACCCUUCCAGGCUGCCACCCUUUGCUUGUCCUGAUCUCACCAGACUUAAUGGUUUCUGGGCUGUGGCCAUCCCUGAAGACCUGUGCUUUCCAAGUAACCUGAUUUCUUUUUGGGUGAAUAAAAAAGGACAAGCACUCUGUCAGGGAAUGGAAGACCGUUUGCCAACAGUGCUUUUCUCCGGCCUCCCCAGAAAGAAACUGCUUUGGGCCAUGCUUGAUGUGUACGGUCAGACGAAAGCCAUCCAACUCCUCAAUUCCAAAAGAGGGAAGCUGCCAGAGCCAUGCAACUGUCAACCAAAUAAAGCGUCACAAAUCCAAAUGGCUGUGUCCAACCAUGGUAAUGGAACUUCGGACUCCACCUCACAAAUCCAAAUGGCUGUGUCCAACCAUGGUAAUGGAACUUCGGACUCCACCUCACAAAUCCAAACGUCUGUGUCCAACCAUGGUAAUGGAACUUCGGACUCCACCUCACAAAUCCAGACGUCUGUGUCCAACCAUGGUAAUGGAACUUCGGACUCCACCUCACAAAUCCAAACGGCUGUGUCCAACCCUGGCAAUGGGACUUCGGACUCAGGCUCCCCUUGUUUGUGUGCCGAAGACAGCAACUGUGUUUCCUACCUUAAAAACUUGAAUGUCUGCUUGUUCCUUGAAGACGAGCCUUACUGUGUGAUUUGCCAGGAUGAUCUUGCAGACACGCAGCUCUUGCCCUGCUGCCAUGCUUCAUUCUGCAAGUCUUGUGCUCUGAAGGUCCAGAGUCAAAGUGCUCGCUGCCCGUUGUGCAGGCAGGACAUCAUCCACAUUCAGAGUAUCGAAGCAGUGUGACUUGUACAUCCCUAAUACUUUUGUGUUUUCAUACUUCCAAUGUACCAUUUGUUUUAAAAAAUGGUAGUAUCCUCAUAAGUGGAGAGGAGAGAAAAAGACGAGGGACAGGAGGUGCCAGUCAGAAGACUAGGCUGAUUCUUUGAACCUCCAUACUAAAAACCAGAAGACCACAAGAA
This is a messenger RNA of Spea bombifrons (plains spadefoot toad), 1293 nucleotides long. It is a transcript of the gene NEURL3, whose product is annotated as neuralized E3 ubiquitin protein ligase 3. The record is from RefSeq and is a predicted model, not a curated record. Gene Ontology annotation, molecular function: ubiquitin protein ligase activity. The coding region runs from base 50 to 1117 and encodes 355 amino acids. The transcript is spliced from 4 exons. Lineage: Eukaryota; Metazoa; Chordata; Amphibia; Anura; Pelobatidae.